GUCCACAUACACCAUCUCACCAUAUCCAUCCUUGCCAUUUAUUAAGCCACAUGCUGGGCAACACGUCUUCCUCGGCUGUGUGACAUAUUUCUGUUUUGCUUCACUCUCAUUUGAACUGUUUGUGUUUGUCUCCCGCUUCACUGCACUCCCUGCGUUCCCUCUUGGGCUACUGUGUGCCUGCGCUCGAGUCCCAACUCUAGUUCCCACAUCUUCCAUUGAUGCGUCGUCCUCCAGAUCGACAUUGUCUCUGUGACCGUUCAUCACUCUUUUUCAUUUGACUUCCGGCGCAAGUUGUCGCCUUGAGAAGACUACUCUGCGCCGUCGACCUCCAACUCCUCCUCGUCCUCUGCCUCAUUCCCAUCCUAGUGCGGGAACAAACAUAGCCGCAUCUUUCACCAGAUCUCUCUGCUCUCAGCGUCAACUUAAUCGCUUCGUACUCUAGCAAAAUGGCAGGACAUAAGGCUCGGCGGAUAGCAAAGGAUCUGGCGGAUAUUCGUGCCGACACCAAGUCCCAAAUUUUUGCAGAGACGGUCAACGACAGCAUCACCAACCUUCGAGGCUCGUUUAAGGGCCCAGAGGGCACACCAUACGAAGGAGGAACAUAUGAAGUGUCGAUCACCAUCCCAAAUGAAUACCCCUUCAAGCCGCCCGUCAUGAAAUUUACCACUCAAAUCUGGCACCCCAAUAUCUCGAGUCAAACCGGUGCUAUCUGUCUCGACACACUCGGUACUGGAUGGUCACCAGUUCUCACCAUCAAAUCCGCUUUGAUUUCACUACAAUCACUACUCAGCUCUCCAGAACCUAAAGAUCCUCAAGACGCCGUGGUAGCACAAGAAUUGAUCAAGCACCCAAAGGAGUUUGAAAGACAUGCAAGGGAAUGGGCGAUCAAAUAUGCCGGUGCUCCCAAGACCACCCCAGGAGAGAGCAGCGGAGGGAAUAAUGCUUCCUCACUGGCGGCGGACAGAGCGAACGCUGAGCAAGAGGAAGACGCAAAUACGGCGAUCUAUGAUGGCUACAACAAGGAGCUCAUUGAUCGUUUCGUUUUCAUGGGCUUCGAUGUGGACAGAGUCGUUGAGGCCUUCAAUUAUGUCGGCAUCGACAGAAAUGGUGGCCAGGACUACGAACUAGAGGAGGCUUACAUGGGAGAUAUCACUGCCAGAUUAUUAGGCGAGCCUUGAACGGCCUCUAAUACCUCGAUAAGACUCUGAGAGGCAAGGGCAAGGCACAAAAGCACUGGUACCUGACCAAACGUUCGGCUGUAUGUCACACAGCAACCGAGAUUCGAAAUGGCGUCUCAGAGCGUCGAAUCCUGGGGUGAUUGUAAACCAAUGAGACUUUAACGAUCCAUAAGAAAUGAUUAUGCCUAAUUAUCAAUCCUGCCUGCGCAUCCAAGGC
This is a messenger RNA of Exophiala mesophila, 1395 nucleotides long. RefSeq lists its product as uncharacterized. Lineage: Eukaryota; Fungi; Ascomycota; Eurotiomycetes; Chaetothyriales; Herpotrichiellaceae. Gene Ontology annotation, molecular function: protein binding. The transcript has 2 exons. The record is from RefSeq and is a predicted model, not a curated record. Bases 447 to 1178 code for a protein of 243 amino acids.